AUGCAAGCAUACAUUCAAGCAUUAUUAGAAAUUCCAUCACCACGAAAUCAUCUUGUCAGUUUGAGACAAUUCUAUGAUCAAAUGGAAACUUACGUCAGAGGGCUAGAAUCUUUGGGCCAGUCACAAGACUCGUAUGGAACAUUACUUGUACCAAUUAGUUUGAAAAAAUUACCGGGAGAAAUUAAAAAAAAACUUGCCCGUGAACAUGGAACAGAAAACUGGUCAUUACGAGACCUCCGGAAAAGUAUUUGCAAUGAAAUAAACAUAAUUGAUGCGGGACAAGACACUGAAACUUCUAACAAUUUACCAAGUACAUCAUCUUUCUUUACCGGAACUAAAUCAACAAAACCCCGCCAAAAUCAAGCUCUAAAUACAAGAAAUAUACGCCAGAAUUUAGACACUAAACAUUGUGUAUUUUACCACGAUGUACACGCACCAGCGCAUUGCGCGAACAUAUCGGAUCCAGCAGCACGCAUGAACAUUGUAAAGCGGGAGAAAUUGUGUUUCAACUGCCUUAGAACACAUCGUAUACAUGAUUGUAAGUCAAAACACUUAUGCCGAAAUUGCAACAAAAGACAUCACACAAGUCUGUGCACUGUACGCCAAUUUAACAACAAGAACCACGAGAAUGACAGAAGUAGACAAAGCGUGCAAAAUACAAAUUACAGCCAACAGCAUAUGGAUUUUCAUGGUAACACUCAUGGACAAGCUAAUCAGACAUCUGUACAUUUGGUGAAUGACACGGAUCAGAAGGAAGAGGACACAUCAAUUUUAUACUCAUCGUCAGUCGAGGUACGUACAAAUGUUCUUUUAAAAACUGCAGUAGCACCCGUAUGGUCAGACCACUCAUGUAGAGACACCCAUAUACUUUUUGACGAGGGAGCACAGAGAUCAUUUGUGACCGAAGAUUUAGCAAGAAAACUUAAUUUACAUUCAGAGGGAACUGAAAUUCUACAGUUAUCAUCAUUUGGAUAUAGAAACAAAACCGUAAGACAUUUAGAUAAAUCGACAGUGUUCGUAGAAACAGUUGCAGGACAGAAAAUACCGAUACACGUUCUAAUUGUACCAAUGAUUGCCGUACCUUUGCAGAACAAUAUUCGCCACAUCAACAGAGGACUGAAUUAUUUACGGGGACUUAAGUUAGCACAUCCGGUAACACAGGAAGAGUCUUUCGAAAUAUCGUUAUUGAUCGGAGCUGACUACUACUGGGACUUAGUCGAGGAUGAAGUCAUACGGGGGAAUGGUCCAAACGCCGUGAGGUCAAAGUUAGUUUUUUUUACUUUCCGGUCCAGUAAGCGACAAGAGGGAUAA
Messenger RNA from Mytilus trossulus (common blue mussel), 1311 nucleotides. RefSeq lists its product as uncharacterized. The transcript has a single exon. Lineage: Eukaryota; Metazoa; Mollusca; Bivalvia; Mytilida; Mytilidae. The record is from RefSeq and is a predicted model, not a curated record. The coding region runs from base 1 to 1311 and encodes 436 amino acids.